AUGACCCAAAACAAAGAGUUAGCCGACGCUGUCCUCUUUUACGCCGUCAAACUGAAAAAUUCGCCACCACCACGUUUCAGGCGCAAGCCUGGCCAGAUCUGGGUUUUUCACACUAACGAGGCUCCGUCCAGAUUUUCUUGGUUCGUCAGUCUCAACAGAACUGGCAUUCGAGACCAGAUCAACUGGACCAUGACGCACAAACUGGACAGCGAUAUACCCAUUGUAUACGGGAGACUGAUGGAGAGUGAACAACUGGUGGAGAAGGACUAUGAUGAGAUCUACUCUGGGAAAUCCAGAACCGCUGCUUGGUUCGUCAGCCACUGUCCGGUGAGGUCCGACAGGAGCAUCUAUGUGGCCAGGAUGCAGACAAGAAUUGAUGUCGAUGGGUUUGGGGCAUGUGGCACUCUAACUUGUGGCCAGGCGGAGAAAAUCCCAGGAGUUGUUGCCUUGCGGAAUGACGCUGACAGGGACACUUGCUUCCCCUUGCUGUCCCAAACUUACAAGUUUUACCUGGCCUUUGAGAACUCGCUUUGCCAAGAGUACGUCACGGAGAAGUUCUUCAAGCUCUUCAACAACGUCGAUGUGGUUCCUGUCGUCAGGGGAGGUGCAGACUACAAGAGCUAUUUCCCACCUGGUACGUUCGUGGAUGCGGCAGAUUUUAGUUCACCGGAAGCUCUGGCUGAUUACCUUGACGACCUUGGUAACGACAAAUCAAGGUACAUCUCCUACCUCAGAAACAAAAACAGGUACCAAGUUGUGUGGGAUUCCCCGACCUGGCAGUGCAAGUUGUGUGAGAAGCUUCACGUUGAUCGUCAAAAGAAGACCUAUAAGAACAUCCACGCCUGGUUCACCACAAACUCUUGUGUGGACCCCAAGGAUUUUCACUGA
This is a messenger RNA of Candidula unifasciata, 888 nucleotides long. NCBI's taxonomy places the organism in Eukaryota, Metazoa, Mollusca, Gastropoda, Stylommatophora, Geomitridae. The record is from the annotation of a GenBank genome assembly.